GUGAUGUAUAAUACCGUGAAUCGUCGUACUUUCACGAAGUUCAUGUGAAUUUGUUAUCAAUUUGUUAUUUAUGGAUAUUGUACGUAAUCUAUUAAUUUGACUAGCUCUUAACAUUUUUGAUUGACCCCCUAAUCAAUACUUGAUCUUUUAGAACGGAAACCAUUUCGUGUCGUUAUUUUAACCGUAUGUGUCGCGGAGAGGUUCCGUCUCAAUAUUGAUGAUAAAAUCAGUUGUAAACAAUCGAAAUGUUUACCAUCGCCAAGCGGGGAGUGGGAACAAAAGAGCAACGGGGUACAGAAGCGAUACACUCCGGACAUUUUAUGAUAUCACAUUUUGAGGCCGAGGAGCAGGACGACGAUGACGAACUUGCGGUUCCAAUUCCGGAACCUGAGGUUAACGAGUUGCGAGACAUGUAUAGGCAAGAUCAUUCUGGCUUCGAAAUCCCAGAUGUCGCUUCGAAGAAAACGUUUUCUCAGCAACCUUUGACAAUUGAUACAAGCUUAGCGAAGCUAUUUCAAUGCAUGUCCAUUGCUUACAGACAAAAACUUACGUCGCCCAAGUGGAAUCGGUUUAGAGGGAUUCGUUUACGUUGGAAAGACAAAAUACGAUUAAAUAAUGUUAUAUGGCGUUGUUGGCACAUGCAAUUUAUCAAAAGAGUCAAUACCUACAUCUGUCAAUUUGCCUCCCCUCUGGACGUCGACACACAUAACAAACCGGAGGCAAUUGUCUUGGAGGGGAAAUAUUGGAAAAGAAAACUAGCGGCGGUAACUGCUGAGUAUAAGAAAUGGCGCAUGUUCCAUCGCACUCACGUCUUAGGGCAUGCCCUAAAAGAAUCCAUGGACACAUUAAGCGAGCUAGAUGCUCUAGUUUGGCAUUCUCAAAGCUCGGACAGCAUGCAUAUGAUGGUGGAUGAAGAUUACCUAGGACUUAUGAGUGAUACACUAUUUUCUACGAUAACCAGUCAACCAUUUGUUUUUCCUGAUAGUAGGGAGAUCGCCAAAGCAGGUCUGGCGGACUUCAUUCAACCCAGUUUGGGUCCGCUGCAGCCGAGUUUGGAGGAUUACAUGGAUACCUUUGAACCACUGCAAGAUCUCAUUACCUCAAAACUUCCCACCGUGCCCGAAGAAAAUGGAAGUGAUCCGUUAUAUAGGCAUACGAGUAGUAGUUGGUGCUAUACAGAUCUAGAUCUUAUGUCGACUAAUAGUAUGCAGAUAAACACAUUAACAAACACAUCACCAGCUUUGGAACAAUACAACUCGGUCCCUCCUGUUACUUUGGAAAAGCAAGAGACUCAUACUCAACAACUGCAAAGUUAUCCAAACGAUGUCAUGAUUCAUCCCGUGGAAGUGUAUGCAGCUCAACAGCAACAGUCUUCAUAUCCAAUCGAAGUAAAAACGGAAAAAUCUAUCAAAAAACUUAAUCAGAUGCCGAUAACAUCUGUGUAUAAUCGAUCCAGCGAUAAUACGAUGUAUCAGAAUUAUGGUGUUCCAGAUGUGUGCGCGAUAGACAAUAGAAUGCAAUUAUCACCGCAGCAAACGUUCAAACUCCCACAAUCAUCCAGUGCAUCUCAAAGCACUUCCAGGGGUUACAAGUUCUCUUCACCUGCGUCUACAACACCAAACCUGAAAUUUUCAUCGCAAAAUUCGUCUAAUUUUAAAGCUACAUCACGACCUCAUCAAAACACAGCAUCUUCGUUAAUUGCAAGCGGUUCAACGAUCGAUAGUGCAUUAUUGCCAGAAAUAAAAACAGAAAAUCGUAUUAGGUCGACGCAUAAAAGUGACAGAAGACGGUCAUCGUCCGUAUCACGUGAAACUGUUAAACGACCCCCCCUUCUAAGUGCCAUGAGUGAUCCCCAGUUAGUUACGCCAGCUAAUAGUAUGCUACUUACACAGUUAUUAACCAAUAGCGCGCCAAAUAAUUUAUUCGCUCCAAGUCAUAAUCUAUCCGACCCGUUGUCGCUACAAGGUACAAGUAUACAUAUAAAGGAGGAAAAUGCAUCAAUGUCAAUUGUGUCACAAGCACAAACAGCUACAUUACUCAUAACUCCUUUAUCAAUGAAUUCAUCUCAGUCUUCCAUUAGUGAUUCGAUUAUAUUAACCUCGUUAACUCCGUCAAACUCACCAAGUCCCGGCAGUUCGCAGGGAAUAGGAUCCUGUCCGACAUCACCACAAGGUGCCUUACGUUCAUCCACACCAGACUCGGUUCACAAAGAUCAGCGUCGAGUGGGACAUAUCCAUGCGGAACAAAAACGAAGAUAUAAUAUUAAAAACGGUUUUGAUGUGAUACAUUCGCUUAUUCCUCAUCUAAAUCAAAAUCCUAAUGCCAAGUUAAGCAAAGCUGCGAUGUUGCAAAAGGGAGCGGAGUAUAUUCGGCAAUUGCAGCAGGAACGUAGCCAAUUAAAGGACGAAAUGGAUAGUUUACGACAACAAAUAGAAUCGCUCAACACCUCAAUCAGUAAUUGUCAGUCAUUGUUACCAGCAACCGGCGCUCCAGUUUCUAGGAGAAGAGACAGUAAAAUGCAAGAAAUGUUUGAUGACUAUGUCCAAAAACGCACAAUGGAAGAUUGGAAGUUUUGGAUUUUUAGCUUAUUAUUUCGGCCUCUGCUCAGCUCCUUUAAUAAUUUCGUAUCAACGUCCAGCUUAGAAGAAUUAUAUCGUUCGACAUUACAUUGGGUGGAGCAGCAUUGUACCUUAGUCGACCUUAGACCAGUGGUUUUGAAUUCGUUGCGAUAUUUAAGUACAAAAACCGAUAUCCUAUCAGAACCGGAAAAUUUGCCGGAAGAGGCGAGGCGGGCAGCUAUGUCAGCAUUGAAUAAGACUCAACUCUAAUAUUAUUAUGCUCAAUAUUUUGUUCGUGAUAUGAAAGUGCAAAGCUAAUAUAUUU
Molecule: messenger RNA, 2883 nt
Organism: Photinus pyralis (common eastern firefly)
Lineage: Eukaryota; Metazoa; Arthropoda; Insecta; Coleoptera; Lampyridae
Product: MLX-interacting protein-like
Exons: 16
Coding region: 246-2828 (860 amino acids)
Biological process (GO): regulation of transcription by RNA polymerase II
Cellular component (GO): nucleus
Molecular function (GO): DNA-binding transcription factor activity, RNA polymerase II-specific; RNA polymerase II cis-regulatory region sequence-specific DNA binding; protein dimerization activity
Source: RefSeq, a predicted model, not a curated record